UGAAACGAAUUUUUGAGGUUGAAAUGACAGAGAAGAUGAUUCUCCGCUUUUCUUUCGUGUUCUGCCAACUUAAUGCCUCCUCGAGUGCCAUCUCAUGGUUUCUCAUCCUUUAUCUCGUUCUACGCAUGUGCAAAGCCGACAUAUGCAGCUUCUUCAAAGUCUUUUGCAAUAAACCGAUUUAAAUGUUUACAUACCGCGACGCAACACGCCCUCGCUAGAACAUUAGCCCCUGCUAAACGUACCGGGGACAAGAGAGCGUUCCAUGCCACUGCGCCUCAUGGUGCACCCAAGGACCCUUAUGAAGUCCUGGGAGUAAAACGCGAUGCUUCAGCGGCCGAUAUUAAGAAAACGUAUUUUUCGCUCGCCCGUAAAUACCAUCCAGACACCAAUGCGGACAAGACAGCACAAAAUAAGUUUCUAGAAAUUCAAGAGGCUUACGAUAUUCUGAAGGAUGAAAAGAAACAGGCUGCUUAUGAUCAAUAUGGUUCAGCUUCUCAGCAACCUGGUUUCGAUCCAAAUGCGUUUUCUGGAUUCGGAGGCGCCGGUGGUGCUGGCUUUUCCGGUUUCCAAGAUUUUGCUUCCGCAUUUGGGGGAGGAGGACGCAAUGCUUCGUCGGACAUGUUCGAGCAACUAUUCAAUCAAUUUGGUAGCGGAGGGCGACGCAGAGGACCAGUACGAGGAGCAGACCUCGAAACAUAUCUCUCCAUCAGCUUCUUGGAAGCUUGUAAGGGUACGACACGCAAAGUUACGAUCUCUCCUGUAGUAAAUUGCGGUACCUGUUCCGGAAGUGGUUUGAAAGCUGGGGCCAAGAGGACAACGUGUACAACCUGCGGUGGCUCUGGUACUCGGACAUUUGUUAUAGACAGUGGUUUCCAAAUGUCGAGUACUUGUAACGCCUGUGAUGGAGUUGGCAGUACAGUCCCUCGCAGUGGUCAAUGCGGCAGUUGUGGGGGUGUUGGAAAGGUCAGGACACGGAAGACGGUCGACGUCUCUAUUCCUGCAGGAGUCGAGGAUGGCAUGGUUAUACGUAUUCCAAAUUCGGGCGACGCCCCAAUAACUGGCACAGGGACAGCGGGUGAUCUUCUUGUGCGGCUCAACGUUGCUUCUUCCAAGCAAUUCCAACGCCAGGGUUCAAACCUUUACCACUCAGUCAAGAUACCAUUACAUACGGCACUUUUAGGCGGGCGGGUACGCGUUCCCACUCUAGAUGGAGAUGUUGAUGUGCGUGUUCCCAGCGGUACCCAGCCAGGUGAAGAAAUGAAACUGAGGGGGCGAGGUGUUCCCCGCGUGGACCGGAAUGACACCGGCGACUUGUUCGUCACCUUUUCGGUAACGCUUCCCAGAUCUUUGACGGACAGGCAACGAAAACUACUACAAGAAUACGCAGAUGACGUUGAAGGACGUUCUACAAAUAAUGCAACUUCGGAAUCUCACAAAAAUUUGUCAGAGGGCGACGAUGAUAACGGUACGACUUCUUUCGAUUACCCUUCAGCCUCUUCUAGUGGCUGGGUAUCUCGUGCAAUUAAGACGUUACGAAGGCUUACUGGAUUUUGAUUUUUUAUCGGCAUGUCUUUUGUCGUUCGCCAUUGUUUCGGCAAUAUUUCUUAUAUCUUGUUUUGUUCGUUCGUCCAUCAGUCGUCAAGCCUGAGGAUGGCAAGCCGGCGGAUCUCAAGCAAGAGUCGAAGAAAGAGGAUGGAUCUCGGGAAGAGCAGAAGAGGGCAGCAGCAUGAUAAAAUAGAGUUAGCAUAGAUCUACGAACAUCAUAUAAUUUCUGUAAACAGUAGUUAUAGUUAGUGACGGAAUUAUAAACACAACUCAUACAGA
Molecule: messenger RNA, 1824 nt
Organism: Lentinula edodes (shiitake mushroom)
Lineage: Eukaryota; Fungi; Basidiomycota; Agaricomycetes; Agaricales; Omphalotaceae
Product: DnaJ protein
Exons: 7
Coding region: 73-1554 (493 amino acids)
Biological process (GO): protein refolding; response to heat
Cellular component (GO): cytoplasm
Molecular function (GO): heat shock protein binding; ATP binding
Source: RefSeq, a predicted model, not a curated record